Molecule: messenger RNA, 509 nt
Organism: Brassica napus (rape)
Lineage: Eukaryota; Viridiplantae; Streptophyta; Magnoliopsida; Brassicales; Brassicaceae
Exons: 1
Coding region: 29-328 (99 amino acids)
Biological process (GO): double fertilization forming a zygote and endosperm; regulation of double fertilization forming a zygote and endosperm; regulation of protein localization to cell surface
Cellular component (GO): vesicle; extracellular region
Source: RefSeq, a predicted model, not a curated record
AUAACUCAUUUCAAUUAUCUUAUCAAAGAUGUGGAUCAACAAGUUUUUCUUCUUUCUUCCAGUUGUAUGCAUGGCCGUGUUCAGUACAGCUCAAACGGUUCCUUCGCAACCUCCACAGGACCCAUCAGAUUGUUUGUCAUCGCUGGAAACUAUUCCGGACUGCAUCCCAGAGAUAUUCAGAUCGAUAAUAAGUGGACAGAUCGGGAGUAUUGGACACUCUUGCUGCCAUGCCUUUUUGGGUAUCAGUACCGAAUGUGCCUCCCAUGUGUUUGUCUUCGCUCCCUUCUUCCCUCCGACUCUAAGGGAUCAUUGUUCCCGACAUUACUAGUGCCUAACUCCUUUCGAGUCUUUGUCUCAAGGGGUUUAUUUUUAUCAUUCUGCAUGUUCUAAGGCCAUACAUAAUGUUUCUGCUUAAUAGAAAAACAACAACUCCUUAUUAGACAUAAAUAUUAACUUCCAUGUAAACACUCCGACCAUCUUUAUCCAUAUAUAUUUCUUGUUAAUAUAAA